This is a messenger RNA of Sorghum bicolor (sorghum), 1060 nucleotides long. Its product is annotated as late embryogenesis abundant protein, group 3-like. Bases 110 to 760 code for a protein of 216 amino acids. The transcript is spliced from 3 exons. The record is from RefSeq and is a predicted model, not a curated record. NCBI's taxonomy places the organism in Eukaryota, Viridiplantae, Streptophyta, Magnoliopsida, Poales, Poaceae.
CAAAGACAGACACAGCAAAGUUACCAAAAACCUUAGCGCCAGUCCUGAAGUAUUCGAGCUCAGGGACUUUCGGUUUCGUUCGAUCCAAUCCUUUAGCCAAAGUUCAGCGAUGGCUUCUCGUCAGGCGCAUCCUGCCAGCUACCACGCCGGCGAGACCGAGGCCCGUGCCGAGGAGAAGACGGGUCAAGUGAUGGGUGCGGCGCAGGCGAAAGGGCGGGAGGCCAAGCACAAGGCGUCCGCCGCCGCGGACCGCGCCAUGGGGGCUGGCCACGACGCCAGGGAGGCGACCAGGGAGAAGGCGCGCGACGCCGCGGACCGGACCAUGGGGAUGGGCCACGACGCCAGGGAGGCGACCAGGGACAGGGCGUGCCGUGCCAAGGACGCGGCCUCCGACGCCGCGGAGGCCGCCGGGGAGAAGGCCUCCGAGGCCAGGGACCGCGCCCGCGACGGCGCGCAGCAGACCGGGAGCUACGUCGCGCAGACGGCCGAGGCCGCGAGGCAGAAGGCGGCCGGCGCCGCGCAGUACGCCAAGGAGACCGUGGUGGCCGGCAAGGACAAGACCGGCGCCCUCCUGCAGCAGGCAGGGGAGAAGGUGAUGAACACGGCGGUGGGGGCCAAGGACACGGUUGUCAGCACGGCGGUGGGAGCCAAGGACGCGGUGAUGAACUCGCUCGGCAUGGCCGGCGAGAACAACGACGGCACCACAACCACCAACGCCGGCAAGGACACCAGCACCCGCAAGCCUGGCAGGGACUAUUAGAAGACGGGUGGACGACAGCCAAACUUACUUCUCAGUGUUUCCGUUUCAAAAGUUUCUGAUCCCAUCAAUUAGGUUCAAAAGUUUCCAUUUCAUUUCAAGAUUUCAGUGUACGAGUCACACUUAGGUUUGAUUUCGAGUUGGUGUUUCUCUAUUUCUGUUUCUGUGGAGGCUGGAGGCUGUAACCUUUUCAGGGCAGGGGUCGUUUGGAAUUGCGUCAACACUGAAGCCUCUGUGCUUUUCGUCUCAAUGAUGUAUAUAUGAAAUAAUAAAGUUGCAAAGCUGUUGUUUUGUUUUCAUUUA